AUGGCGUACAAUAGAUUGAUCAACAUCGAGAAGAAAAUAAAGCGAGAUGGGCAGUUCGCCCAAGAAUAUUCACGGAUUGUCAAUGAUUAUGUCGACAAGGGAUACGCUCGGCGUCUGGAGCGACAGGAGAUCGAUUCGGGAAGCGAUAGAACAUGGGAAGGUGCCGUCGGAGUCUGCAGCGACAUUAAGGAGAUGUUUCACCAGGUGCUGAUCCGACCCGAGGAUAGAUGUGCGCAACGAUUUCUGUGGAGAGAUGGAAAUGACCAACGGGACCCCGACGUCUACGAGAUGUACGUGAUGACCUUUGGAGCAGCAUGCUCACCGAGUGCGGCGCAUCAUGUGAAGACAGUGAAUGCCAAGCGAUUCCUGGAUUCGGAUCCCAGAGCAGUCAAGGCCAUCGUAGACUACCACUACGUGGAUGACCAUGUGGAUAGCUUCGCCACAGAGAGCGAAGCCAUCGAAGUAUCUAUCAGAGUGAAGAAGAUACAUGCAGAAGGCGGUUUUGAGCUUUGCAAAUUUUCGUCCAGUUCGCCUACCGUGGAGAGGAUGCUUGGACCCAGUGAUCACGCCCAGAGUAUUGGAUGGGGUGGGGCCGAGCAAAAGAUUUUGGGAAUGCGGUGGCAGCCAGCCACGGACGACUUCAGGUUUCGAGUGAAGUACCACAAAGUCGCCCCCGUCGUGUCCGAUGGGAAGAGAAUUGCCUCAAGAAAGGGAAUUCUUGAGUAUGGUCAUGUCAACACUAUCGAGAUGCACGUAUUUGUGGAUGCGAGUCAGUCGGCAUUCGCAUCAGUGGUCUACUGGAGGAUCACGUAUGAGGACGGCGACGUGCAAGUGAGGUUCGUGUGCGCAAAGACGAAGUGUGCACCGAUGCGAACGAUGACGAUUCCACGGUUGGAGCUGCAGGCAGCAGUUCUAGGAACGAGGUUGAUGGACACUGACAGACAGGACCAUAGUGUGGCCAUUGCAGAGACUGUGCUAUGGACGGAUUCGAAGACAGUGCUGCGUUGGAUUGGCAGCACACACUGGCGCUACAAGCAGUUCGUAGGGAACAGAGUAGCCGAGAUUCUGGAGUCGACGAAGGUGGCCCAAUGGAGAUGGCUACUAUCCCCCGACAACGUGGCAGAUGAUGCAACUCGGGCGCAACGCAGCGUGGACCUAAGCGAGGAGUCACGCUGGUUAAGAGGACCGGCAUUCCUGAGGAGACCAGCGGGCAGCUGGCCAGGAACUGCACCCACCGACGAAGAGGAGAUGCCGAGCGAGUUCGUGCUUGUUGGCGCGAGUGACCCGUUUAUAUCGCUGGAGAGAUUCUCAAGCUACCGGCGAUUGCUGAGGACUACGGCCUGGGUCCUAAGCGCCAGGAGGACAGUGAUCCUCUCCCACCGGCAUGGUCUCACGGAGAUGAUUGUGCGCGACGCCCAUGUGAGGAUGAAGCAUCAAAACGUGGAUGCUACGAUUGCGGAGAUCCGGACCAGGUUCUGGAUUACGAGACUACGGAGAGUGCUACGUAGUGUGAUCUCAGGAUGCAGCGAGUGUAAGCUGCACAGAGCACGGCCGAUGCCGCCGAUUAUGGGACCCCUGCCAAAUGAUCGUUUGGACGCCUAUGGCUGGCCGUUUAAGAGCACAGGCCUCGACUACUUUGGGCCGCUGCUAGUAACCGUUGCUCGGGACCAAGAGAAACGGUGGGUGGCCUUGUUUACGUGCCUGACGACCAGGGCGAUUCAUCUGGAACUGGCACAUGACCUGUCGACUGAUUCCGGCAUACUUGCAAUCAGGAAUUUAAUCUGCCGUCGAGGGACUGUACAUAGACUGCGCAGCGACAAUGGCAGGAACUUUGUUGGAGCAGACAGAGAGGCCAAGAGAUUUGCGGAGAUCUUCGAACCCGAGAGGAUCCAGUCGGAGCUGUCAAGCAAAGGAAUUGAAUGGAUCUUCAACUGCCCAGCGAACCCGUCAGAGGGUGGAGUCUGGGAGGGAAUGGUGCAGUGCGUGAAGAGGGUGCUACGCCACACAGUGAAGGAAGUGGCGCCGAAGGAGCACGUCCUGGAGAGUUUCCUGAUAGAGGCGCUCACCAAUUUGCCAGUGAGUGCGGACCAGGAAGCCCCUCUUACGCCCAAUGAUCUCCUCAAGGGAUCAGCUUGCCCACCGGAUACCCCCGGCCUGGAUGGAGGCCUCGUCAAGGAAGGAGCUACGCGGAAGCAGUGGCGCGUGGCAAGGAUAUUGAGGGACCGAUUCUGGAGGAGGUGGGUCUUGGAGUACCUACCCACGCUGACACGGAGAGAGAAGUGGUGCCGCAGAGAGAAGCCGAUUCAACGAGGAGACAUCGUCUUCGUUUGCGAUCCAGCCGUUCCGCGUCGAGACUGGCGGAAGGGCGUCGUGGAGGAGACCUUUGCUGGAACGGAUGGUGAGGUUAGACGAGCCCGCGUUAGGAUCAUGGAUGGAGAUCGGACUCGCUGGAUAAUGCGCCCCGCUUCAAAGUUGGCGGCUUUGGAUUUGAGUGAAGAAGUUCUUCACGGAGGUGGGGAUGUCGCGGAUCGAUUAUCGAUAGUUAGCAUUUAA
Molecule: messenger RNA, 2553 nt
Organism: Drosophila ananassae
Lineage: Eukaryota; Metazoa; Arthropoda; Insecta; Diptera; Drosophilidae
Exons: 4
Coding region: 1-2553 (850 amino acids)
Biological process (GO): DNA integration
Molecular function (GO): nucleic acid binding
Source: RefSeq, a predicted model, not a curated record